GAAGAAAGUCACGUGGACAAACUUCAUCGGGAAAAAAUUGGUAGUCAUGGUACCGAACAAAGCUUCAACAGGAGAAUCUCUUUGAUAUUGCGCCCUCCGCUGUACCCCCAGGACAAUGGCUACCCGGAGUAUAUAGCUGAAACCAUCGCUAGAGUGCAGGCAUUGGAUCGGCAUGGAUAUUUCUACAGACACACUAUUAUCAUCACCAUUAUCGGCUGAUCACAAUUCGCGCCCCCGCCAGUUCUGCUAGACCCGAAAGGAGCAAAUUAAGCUCCCACCAGGAAGCGCUUUGCCUUGCCCUGAAAAAGCUGCUUGCCUAUAAUAGAACUGUCUUUUUUGAAGCCCAGCCUACGGAGCAAGUGGACAAAGCGUUACCCAGAAUAUUGGGCCAAGAGACGGGCAUUAUCACAGCUCGCGUUGCCCCGCGAUCUCUUCUUUGUCAAACCUCCCGCAUUGCCAGCUAGAAUCAUGCCUCAUUCCUAUGUUGUGCCCCAUGCGGGGUUUCAGGCUCUUAUACUCUGUGGUCCUGGUGUUUCUCUGAAUACAUUUACUUCAAACCCCGAGGAAUUCCCUAAAGCCCUCGUUCCUAUUGCGAACCGCCCUAUGGUCUGGUACCCGUUAGAUUGGUGCUAUCGCAUGGGCAUUACAAAUAUAACUCUCAUAACGCCGCAAUCAAGCCAGUCCGCGUUAGAGGCCGCACUAUCGCAAAAUCCACAUCUUACAUCUCUACCUUCUCCCUCCCCCUCAGUGCUUGCGCCUCGAGACCUAACAUUUACUACCGGCACCUCGGAGCUCCUGCGACUACCUGAAGUGCAAUCAUGCAUCAAGUCCGAUUUUAUGCUUCUUCCUUGCGACCUAAUAUGCGACCUACUUGGCGAAUCACUCCUCGAAGCGUGGAUGUCGAGCCAAGGGGCUCUGGAUGGCUCGUCAGUCGGUGAGGCAUUCUCAAGCCGCAUUUCCAGCAUGGUGGGCGUUGGCGGCGAGCAUGGUGGAAGAAGAGGUGGCCUCGGGGUAUGGUACCCCAUGCCAACGUCUAAAGAAGAGAAGAUUAAAGGGGACGUGGCCGAUUUCCUGGCCGUGGCACCCCUGGAUGCAGAUGAUGCUCUCGUUUUGAACGGUGGACCAGGAGGAAACGGAUCGGUGCGCGCCUCAUUAUCAAAACUUGUCUAUGCGGCGCCAAUGGAUACACUGAAAAAUACAAUGGCCAAGAAGAAGGCUUUCUUGAUCCGUCACUCACUCCUGAGAAGUCAUGGGAGAGUGAAGCUCCUAACCACCUACCGGGAUGCUCAUAUCUACUUAUUCUCAUACUGGGUGAAAGAUAUGGCCCAAAGAAACGAGAAGUUUGAAAGCGUCAGCGAAGAUUUGAUCGGAUGGUGGGCCAAGGCCGAAUGGCAAACGGGCCUAGGCGAGAAAUUAGGCCUACGAGAAGUCUUCGCCAACCAGGAUACCAACAGCCAUUCGUUCGAAGCCGAAGAACGUGUCGAGGAAGAAAUCGACCUCUCAGCCAUGUCUACCACAAAAUCAAUAUCCCACUCCACCGUCAACCCGGACGGCAGCAGUGCAACACAGAAGCAGACUCGACCCUCUUUGCCCCAGCGUGCCUUCACCUUCCAACAAGAUACAACCAAACCCAACCCAACGUCCCCAGGGAAACUCACCGUGCCCCCAAUCCUCGCCUACGUCCACCCCUCACAACCCUCUGCUCCUCUAAUCCGGCGCGUCGAUAGCUCCGCCCUUCUCCUCUCCAUCUCCCUCCGCCUCGCGAAACUCGACCCAAUCGCCGAAGUUGGGCGCGAAGCAGCCUCCCCCUUUGCGCACAUGAACAAAAUCGCCCAUCCAGCCGGCAUCGCCCAGCGGUGCACAGUCACCAAGGCCGACUGCCUAAUCGCCGAGAACGUGACCGUGGAGGAAAAAUGCGUGAUAAAGGAGUGCGUGAUUGGCGCCAACUGCCGGAUUGCGACGGGUGCGCGACUCACGCGCUGCCUGCUGAUGGAUGGCGUGGUGGUGGAUGAGCGCUGUCAGCUUACGGGCUGUAUUAUUGGGCGGCGCAGCAAGAUUGGGCGCGAGUCUGUGCUGAAGGAGUGUGAGGUCCAGGAUGGGAACGUGGUGCCUGAGGAGACGGAGGCGACUGGGGAGAAAUUUAUGGUUUUUGAGGGGUUGGAUGAGGAUAUGGAUGAUAUGGAUAUGGAUGGGAACGACGAUGGUGAGGAAUCUAUUGGUGGGGAUGGGCAUUGGGCGGGUUGAGCUCCAGUGAUGAGUAAAGGAUAUUUAUGCGACGAAUGGACCAAUGGAUAGAAGCGAAUGGCGGGCAUUUUUUGCGGAACUACCUGGUUAAUGAACAUGGGUUACCUGGCUAUGAGCUUAUUACCUUUUCUUCUUCUUCUUUUUUUAUCUCGGAGUAUUAAGUGCAAAGGAAAAUUAGCAAUAGACAACAGAAAGCAAUGGAAAUGCACCCUCACUCGGAAGAGAAUUAUCCCUCUGGAGUCACUCACUACACAAGCGAACUCACCUCAAGUCUGCGAUCGCGUCCAUGUUGUAAUAUUACAAAAUUUGCACAACGUAACUUGUAUCGGAAUAUCGUUUGAGAAACUGUGGAAAGGAAGUUAUAGAAAGAAAGAGAGCUCAAAGAACACAGCAAGCAAAAAUCCUCUCAGCCGGCACUUUGGCAGACAUGCAAAACCCACAAAUACAACAACACCCAAAUGGCAAAAAAAAUACAUCUCGCAAAAAAUAUUAAAAAUGAAUGACCAAAAUAAAUUGAUAUCCAAACCAAAACAAAAUUCCGGGCACGAAUUGAACGGAACUGGUUGUUUCGAAUUUCGAAACCCAUUUGGAGUGGUCUGAAUGGUAGAUCAAGAAGAGGAAAAAGUCGAAAUGCCCCACAGGGAUCUAGAUCACAACCAGCUCCGCACUUUCCUUAUUGAGCUGAAGAUUUAACAGAUUACUGUAACUGCCUGCAGAUCCAGCAGGCUCAAUUAGGAAUUCCUUGGCGAUGUUAAACAAUGACGUCACGAAAAUGCUAAUGCAGGAGAGAAAAAACGGAAUAAAGCUUGAAAAUGAAGAAGAGCACAACUAAACUCUUCAAUCCUGGCGGAGCAUAUGCAAAGAGAGGAGAAGACAGAAUCAAUCUGUUUCCCUCAGUCAUCUAGGCAUAUGAUGCGCCUUCAGCUGGAUCCUGCU
This is a messenger RNA of Blastomyces gilchristii SLH14081, 3180 nucleotides long. Its product is annotated as translation initiation factor eIF-2B subunit gamma. NCBI's taxonomy places the organism in Eukaryota, Fungi, Ascomycota, Eurotiomycetes, Onygenales, Ajellomycetaceae. Gene Ontology annotation, molecular function: translation initiation factor activity; guanyl-nucleotide exchange factor activity. Gene Ontology annotation, biological process: cytoplasmic translational initiation. Gene Ontology annotation, cellular component: guanyl-nucleotide exchange factor complex; eukaryotic translation initiation factor 2B complex. Bases 469 to 2244 code for a protein of 591 amino acids. The record is from RefSeq and is a predicted model, not a curated record. The transcript has 2 exons.